UUGGGAACAGUUCAGCAGGCAGCCCAGAGACGACGUCAGCUCCCCACAACCGUAUAAAAGUCCGGAGGUGGCCGUGCUUCAACAGACUGCAAGCGCUUUACCCAGAGCCUCAACUACUCCAAACCAAGGAGCCUUUAACACGAGAGACUACGACGCAAACAUACCACGAGACGAUUGACGGAUUCACUUGAAGACUGCUUUCCAUUUUGAACAGGAUUUGGACAAGACGCGAGAUAUUUUUUCAACAUGCUGAUGCUUAGUGUUGUCGUUUUCUUCAUUGGGAGCCUCAACCUGGUUCUGUGCUCUUCGUGCCCGGCUGUGUGCGAGUGUCCACGGGAGAUGCCCAAGUGCGCACCCGGCGUGAGCGUGGUCCUGGACGGCUGUGGCUGCUGCAAAGUGUGCGCCAGACAGCUGAACGAGGACUGCAGCCUGACCGAGCCUUGUGACCACACCAAAGGGCUGGAGUGCAACUUUGGAGCCAGCUUUGCUCUUGCUACAACUCGUGGCAUAUGUCGAGCCAAGUCAGAGGGCAGACCCUGUGAGUACAGCAGCAAGAUUUACCAGAACGGAGAGAGCUUCCAGCCCAACUGUAAACACCAGUGCACAUGCAUCGACGGGGCAGUGGGAUGUGUGCCACUGUGCCCACAGGAACUCUCCCUGCCCAACCUCGGCUGUGCCAACCCACGACUGGUCAAGGUGCCAGGCCAGUGCUGCGAGGAGUGGGUGUGUGACGACACCAAGGAGAUAGACAUCCUGGAGAAGAUCUUUGGCAAAGACCUGCUGAAUGAAGAGCUGGAGAAGGAUCUCACCAACAGAAAUGAGCUCAUUGCAAUUGUCAAGGGUGGACUAAAGUCUCUACCAUCAUUCAGACAGCAGCCUGAGGUACAGAUGUUUGACAACCACAAGUGCAUCGUCCAAACCACGCCCUGGUCUCAGUGCUCCAAGAGCUGUGGAACAGGCAUCUCCACCAGAGUCACCAACAACAACAAUGACUGCAAGCUGGUCAAAGAGACAAGGAUCUGUGAAGUGCGUCCUUGCACACAGUCACUUUACUCAAGUCUCAAGAAAGGCAAAAAGUGCAGCAGAACAAAGAAGUCAAGCCAACCAGUGAAGUUCACAUAUGCCGGCUGCUCCAGCCUCAAGAAGUACAGGCCCAAGUACUGCGGAGCCUGUGUGGAUGGCAGAUGCUGCACCCCCCAUGACACCAGAACCAUCCGGGUCAAGUUCCGCUGUGAAGAUGGGGAGACCUUCAACAAGAACAUCAUGAUGAUCGAGUCCUGCAAGUGCACUUACAACUGUCCCUAUACCAACGAAGCCUCAUACCCGUUCUACCGCCUGUCCAACGACAUCCACAAAUUCAGAGACUGAGCACAACUGCUGGACAACCCCACUCACCACUGAACGUAGGGGUGUAAAUAGACUUUCAAUUGACUACCAACUUCUUGUUGUAACUAGAUUCCCAAGGAAUUGUGGGCUUACAUCAUGAGGACUUUAUGAAGUGCACUGUUUGCUGUGACGUUCAGCAUUCUUACUACCAACUGCUUCAUAUUAAUGGAGCAUCAUGAGUAGCUUCGUUAUGGAGCAAGAUGUAACAAAUAUUUGUACAUGUAUCUUAGUCGCUGAUAUCAAUUCACUGUGUAUAUUUUGAUCCUUUACAUUUGGUCAGGACCCAAACUGUAGACUUGUGUGUGAAUAUGAAGAUAUGCACAUGCGCAAUUUCAAUUAGCAGAUCAUCCUUAAAGUUUGUAAGACAUCGAAAUGUUCCCCUCCACUUGUUUGACAAGUGUGUGGUUUCAUUUUCUUCAUGACGUGGGCAUUACUGUUCAUGUUUUGUGGCAGCUAUUGAACUUCCUGAACAAAACGACAAAGCGAAACAUGUCAAAGGAUGAAUGAAUGUUUUUAUUAUUGUUAUUAAUAUUAUUUAUCAAAAGUGUAGCUACUUUAUUUGAAUAUUAAGUGUUAUACUGGAAUAAAUUGUAAAAUUGAUUUAAUUUUAUAUGUUACAAAUAAAACUGAUUUAUUUAUGAAAUAA
Messenger RNA from Periophthalmus magnuspinnatus, 2032 nucleotides. It is a transcript of the gene ccn1, whose product is annotated as cellular communication network factor 1. Gene Ontology annotation, molecular function: protein binding. The transcript has 5 exons. Gene Ontology annotation, biological process: signal transduction. The record is from RefSeq and is a predicted model, not a curated record. The coding region runs from base 247 to 1368 and encodes 373 amino acids. Lineage: Eukaryota; Metazoa; Chordata; Actinopteri; Gobiiformes; Gobiidae. Gene Ontology annotation, cellular component: extracellular region.